GCUGUCUGAAACCAUCCGUGUUGCAGCAAAACCAGUCACUUCUCGGACACCAUACCUUCGCGGAAAUUGUUAAAAACACCGUACAAACCAACAUGACUUUUAUCUCCUGAUAAUUGAGCUUAGAUUAAGUAUUUUAUUUGGUAAUAUUACUGUUUUCCAUUCGGGAAUUCGAGAAUGGAUGAUGAAUGGGAGGAAGAGGAGCAGCUUGUUGUGAUGGAGCUCUCCGGUAUAAUCAACUAUGAUUUUCUGUCCAAAUGUCAUGGCACAUGUAAAAUACUUGACAUUGACAGUGAGAAACCCAUGAUACAAAUAGGACAGUAUGUGUUUGCAGGAGAAUAUGAAGAUGCUUUAGGAACUUGUGUGUUGUUCGAGGAGGGAUCACAGAAAGGACAAACAGACACUACUCCAGAACUCAAGUACAUGUGUCACACUGUGAAGAAACUGAUGAUGCAACGAAUAUUUCUUACAGAGAAGAAAGAGGGUGAAACAGCUGAAGAAAGUGUUGAUAGUGCUGAGCAGAGGGACACAACCUGCCUGUCAAGCCAAGAUGAUAACCAACAGGGAGACACAGAAGACGAGAUAGAUAACACAGAUAUAGAAGAUUUAGUACAGAUGUGAAGGAAUUACUGUAUUGUGACGAUAUAAUAUAAUGUGAAAUUGAGAGACAUUCUGAAAAGACUACUGGAUUUAUAAAUCAGUAUCACUUUGGUUCUAUUAAUAUGAGUCAUUCAUGUCAAGUAAGUA
Sphaeramia orbicularis (orbiculate cardinalfish) is the source of this 744-nucleotide messenger RNA. RefSeq names its product general transcription factor IIIC, polypeptide 6, alpha (gene gtf3c6). Lineage: Eukaryota; Metazoa; Chordata; Actinopteri; Kurtiformes; Apogonidae. The record is from RefSeq and is a predicted model, not a curated record. The transcript has 6 exons. Gene Ontology annotation, biological process: transcription by RNA polymerase III. Gene Ontology annotation, cellular component: transcription factor TFIIIC complex. The coding region runs from base 175 to 618 and encodes 147 amino acids.